Orcinus orca (killer whale) is the source of this 724-nucleotide messenger RNA. RefSeq names its product histone H2A type 1-like. The record is from RefSeq and is a predicted model, not a curated record. NCBI's taxonomy places the organism in Eukaryota, Metazoa, Chordata, Mammalia, Artiodactyla, Delphinidae. Gene Ontology annotation, cellular component: nucleosome. Gene Ontology annotation, molecular function: protein heterodimerization activity; structural constituent of chromatin; DNA binding. The transcript is spliced from 2 exons. Bases 125 to 586 code for a protein of 153 amino acids.
UAAGGUUUGUGUUCGGCCAAUCGCACAGGCUGUUUUACCAAACCGCCGCAGAGUAUAAUAGUCUAGUUUCUUGUGUUCUGAGGGUCAUUUUCUUUGGUUUUUGUUUUGACUUUAGUGUUUUGUCAUGUCUGGCCGGGGGAAACAGGGCGGUAAGGUACGUGCCAAGGCGAAGACCCGCUCUUCGCGCGCCGGGCUCCAGUUCCCCGUGGGACGUGUGCACCGCCUGCUCCGCAAGGGCAACUACGCCGAGCGGGUCGGGGCCGGCGCUCCGGUGUACCUGGCGGCGGUGUUGGAGUACCUGACGGCCGAGAUCCUGGAGCUGGCGGGCAACGCGGCCCGCGACAAUAAGAAGACGCGCAUCAUCCCGCGUCACCUGCAGUUGGCCAUCCGCAACGACGAGGAGCUCAACAAGCUGCUGGGCAAAGUCACCAUCGCUCAGGGCGGCGUCCUGCCCAACAUCCAGGCUGUACUGCUGCCCAAGAAGACCGAGAGCCACCACAAGGCCAAGGGAAAAUUUCAAAAUCAAAGAUGGCGUCCGGCGGUCCUGGGACUGGCUCUGGUGGUGCUUGAGGUUAUCGCACCGUGAUCUCCUUUCUGGAAUGAAAAAUGUUCACAGAGGAAGGGAGUGUUUUCUCGGAGAAAUAAACACCAGGUGCAUAGUACAACUCUAACUAGAAAAUAAUCAGUUUCAAAGUGAAAUUAAGCAAGAAAGAAAGAUCUCUGA